Molecule: messenger RNA, 920 nt
Organism: Oreochromis niloticus (Nile tilapia)
Lineage: Eukaryota; Metazoa; Chordata; Actinopteri; Cichliformes; Cichlidae
Product: protein PLANT CADMIUM RESISTANCE 9-like
Exons: 5
Coding region: 111-704 (197 amino acids)
Source: RefSeq, a predicted model, not a curated record
AAUGCCAGAUACAUCAAGAGGCAGAAGCCAACCGAGGUAGCGUGAGUCUGUGAGUACCUGCUUGUACAGCUGUGUGGGCUUUGCAGUGUUAUUUGUGUUGACUCAGCUGAAUGAAACUCAAUCCAAAGAGCAUCCGUUCAGUCAUUAAGAGGUGCGCAGAGGGUGUCCAGCACGAGCAGAGCGAUCGUUCAGUGUCUGUGGGUGAAGUUCAACUUACAAUGGCAGAAAAACCCUUGACAGACUGGGACAGUGGUCUCCUUGACUGCUUUGAGGAUACAAAUACUUGCUGCUAUGGAUUCUGGUGCUGCCCCUGUCUCGCCUGCACUGUUUCAGGAAGAUUUGGAGAGAACAACUGUCUCCCUUUAUGUGAUAUAAUCGGCCCUGGAGUAUUAGCAGCCUUUGGGAUACCUGCUUGUGUUCCUCCUGCAGUUUUGUCUGUAAGAGCUGCCAUGCGAAACAGAUAUGGCAUCAAGGGCUCUCUCUGUAAGGACAUUGCAAUUUCCUGUUGCUGCUGCACGUGCUCCUGGUGUCAGAUGCAUCGCGAGUUAAAGCAUCGCAAGAAAACUCCGACUGUUGUCAACAUACAGAAUAACACUGUUGUCAACAUGCAGCCUAUUCCAACUGUCCAGCCAGGAGUAAUGAUGAUGCCUGCACAACCAGUUGCAACUGGUUUCAUGACUCAACCAGAAGUGAUCAUUCACUAAAAGUGAAACUGAGAAAUCUGAUGUUACUCAGGGUAUGUACUUGUAAAAGCAGAGAAUGUAAUCAUUUAGUAUGCUAAAUCCUUACUAUUGACUUCCUACUUAUCAAGAAAUGAUGGAAAUGAUAAUUCGCCCAUUUGAAGUUUGGUUACAAAUGUAGAUGUACGUUAUUGUUUACAUAAUAACAAUAUUUUACUGACUCAAUAAAAACAAUCAGAG